This is a messenger RNA of Selaginella moellendorffii, 696 nucleotides long. Its product is annotated as pentatricopeptide repeat-containing protein At2g33760-like. The transcript has 2 exons. The coding region runs from base 1 to 696 and encodes 231 amino acids. Gene Ontology annotation, biological process: RNA modification. Gene Ontology annotation, molecular function: protein binding; RNA binding. The record is from RefSeq and is a predicted model, not a curated record. Lineage: Eukaryota; Viridiplantae; Streptophyta; Lycopodiopsida; Selaginellales; Selaginellaceae.
AUGUUCGAUGCUUGCAGAGUAUUCGAGAGUAUGAACUUUCGUACUCUUGUUUCCUGGAACACUCUGAUGCACGCAUAUGUCGACUGUGGGCAGGCAGAAGAAACUCUGGAGCUGUUUCCUUGGAUGAAGAAGGACGGAUAUAAGCCAGAUUGUCGAACUUUUGCUGCUUUACUCAAGGCCUGUGGACUCUUGGUGACUUUGAGUAUUGGGAAGGCAGUCUACGGAGAUAUAUGCCGAAGUGGUUUCGAGGACGACAUGGUUUUACUCACGGCAUCGGUGGACACGUUUGGGAAAUGUGGGAGCAUGGCCGAGGCACAACAUAUCUGCGAUUCUAGCACAAGUUCUGAAGCUGUGGCCGCACUAGUAGUCGGAUACAGUCGACAAGGAGACGUUGGACGUGUUUUGGGCCUGUAUCAUCAGAUGAGGGACGAAGGUGUGAAGAUCACCAGCAAUUGCUUCGUGUCAGUUCUCGCCGCAUGCAGCCACGGUGGCCUCGUUGAAACCGGCAAGAAGAUUUUCCGGACAAUGACCUCCCAAGAGUUUGGAAUUGUCCCGGGAAUGGAGCACUACGUCUGCAUGGUGGAUGUCCUCGGCCGCGCUAAUCAACUCGACGAGGCAGUCGAAAUGAUUGGUCAGUUUAGAUGCAAGCAACGGAGCAGCUUACACCUUGAUGGCCAACCUCUGCAAGAACAGUGA